GGACGGAGCAAUCUAUCAAGUAAUCCGACAAGAAUCCGUUAACACCGCUGUGAGUCGACAAGAACACUUUCCUCCUUCCCGGCGGGCCGGGCGGCUGAUCUAUAAAUCCACGGGAUUUGCCUUCUUCUCUUCAUCAAAAUCAAAAUGCACGGUCCUUCCAAAAAAAAUCGAAAUCCACGGGAUUUCUAGCUGAAUGCGACUACGCGAAUCUGGUACGCAGCGACAGCUCGGCGAAAUCGGCGCUCAACUCCUCGCGCCGCCCAGCAAAGAGUCCACACAGCCAGCCAAGAAACCGGAUCCCGAACCAAGAAUCCCACCCCACCCCCCGGCGAUGUCGGCGUCAGGCGGCGAGGAAAGGGACCGGUGUCGGCCGGUGGUGCUGGUGACGGGGUGCUCGGCUGGCGGCAUCGGGCACGCGAUGGCGCGCGCCUUCGCGGCGGCCGGGUGCGCCGUCGUCGCCACGGCGCGGUCGCGCGGCUCCAUGCGCGACCUCCAGGUCGACCCGCGGUUCCUGCUGCUGGAACUGGACGUGCGGUCCGAAGAGAGCGCGCGCGCCGCCGUGGCGGACGCGCUGCGGGAGCACGGCCGCAUCGACGUGCUCGUCAACAACGCCGGGGUCCACCUCGUCGCGCCGCUCGCCGAGGUGCCCAUGGAUGCCUUCCACCAGGUCUUCGACACCAAUGUCUAUGGUACAAUGAGGAUGAUUCAAGCUGUUAUUCCUCACAUGAUGGAAACAAGGAAAGGUACAAUUGUGAAUGUUGGAAGUAUUACUGCUUUGGCACCUGGACCAUGGGCUGGUGUGUAUUCAGCAUCAAAAGCUGCUCUUCAUGCAUUGAGCGAUUCAAUGAGGGUUGAACUAAGAAGCUUCGGCAUAAAUGUGAUGAUUGUUGCCCCUGGAGGAACAAAAUCGAAUCUUGGGAAUAAAUCUGCAGCUAAGUAUGAUCAAAUCAAUGAGUGGAAGUAUUACAAGAAGUACGAGGAGUCGCUCCGAGCCAGGACUGAUGUUUCCCAGGGCCCUGGGUCUACUCCAGCCGAAGAGCUUGCAAAGAAGGUGGUUGCGCUGGCCCUGAAGAAGAACCCUCCCGCUCUGUUUGCUUACGGCCAGUUCACUGCUAUUCUGUCCAUGCUGUAUUACGCGCCGCUAUGGUUUAGAGACUACUUCUACAGGCUGGUCAUGAAAUGCUAGUGCCUGAGGCCCAGUUCAGUCCGUAGUUCUCACAUACAGUAUAGUAUUUAGUAUAUUUGUAACAGAAAUUUAUACACGUUGAUAUGGACAGCUCUUCUUUUUUUUGGUUGCAAGUGAAAAGCUCUCCUGGUUUCUGUGUCAUGGCUGUGACAAUGAGAACAUGGUUAAUGUAGAUUCGUAGCUGCACAAGUAGCUGCUUUAAUAUGCUGAUACUCUUGAAUUU
This is a messenger RNA of Panicum virgatum (switchgrass), 1409 nucleotides long. RefSeq names its product short-chain dehydrogenase PC-15-like. NCBI's taxonomy places the organism in Eukaryota, Viridiplantae, Streptophyta, Magnoliopsida, Poales, Poaceae. Gene Ontology annotation, cellular component: endoplasmic reticulum. Gene Ontology annotation, molecular function: oxidoreductase activity. The coding region runs from base 194 to 1186 and encodes 330 amino acids. The record is from RefSeq and is a predicted model, not a curated record. The transcript has 3 exons.